Molecule: messenger RNA, 1023 nt
Organism: Emiliania huxleyi CCMP1516
Lineage: Eukaryota; Haptophyta; Isochrysidales; Noelaerhabdaceae
Exons: 2
Coding region: 1-1023 (340 amino acids)
Source: RefSeq, a predicted model, not a curated record
AUGGCCGACGAGCCAUCGUCACGAGCUGCCUCAGCGCCGGCGCCGCACUACGCUCUCCCCAGCCUCUGCGCCGAGCUGCCCGAGUACACCAACGCCGAGGCCGACGCGAUCGCCCAGGCGUUCCGAUCCGGCAACUUUUGCUCCCUCAAGGACAUACCGAAUCGCCUCGGCUGCGGCAGCGUCGCGCGCCACCGCUUUCGCAAGGUCCUGAAGAGCCGCGAGCCGGUUGCAGCGUGCGGCUCGUACUCGAGGCGAUCGGCGUUUUCAGAGUUUGAGUACAUUCCCUCGCCCUACUCGAUGGCCGAGAGCAUCCGCCGUCAGGAGCGGCUGCACCACGAGUCACAGGCGGAGCGGUUUGGUGGCGGUGCGUGGCGCGCGGCCGGCUCCGCCUGCCCGCUGAGGCACGAGGCCUUUGGGAGAGCCGACGGCUUUAGCGUAUACCAGAGCGAGCCGGACCCGUUUGGCGCCGCGGAGGACCAGGCUCUGAGGCAAAAGUGGCUGCAGGACGCCGCAAUCCUCGCGGGGCCGUUUCGCCCCGCGGGGCGCAACAAGGGGCGUGCCGGAGAGUCGUCGAGCGAGCUGCCGUCGGGCAGCAUGCUGCCCGAGAUGGUGCAGCAGAUCCACAGGCAGCUGCAGGCCGACUGGUCGCUGCCGUUCGUCGUGUGCUCGACGGAGGACGAGCACAUCGUGAUUCGGGUCGAGCUCUCGGCGCUCGAUGCGGCGCCCGGGCUCGUCGCCUACAUGAACGCCUUUGCGCGCUCCAACCACUUCGUCAACGCGUACCGGCUGAGACGCACCGUCGAGGACUGGAACGUGACGCCCGGCGACGGGCACCUCUACUUCACGCUGCGGCCGCCGUGGGUGCGAUCGACCUCCACGGAGACCUUCUACUCGCUGCACCCGGAGCAACGCGCUUGGGGGCCACGACGCCAGGUGGCAGCGAGCGGGGCGCGGGGCGACACAUCAAGCAUCUCUCUCUCAACAACAAGUGGCAGAGGUGAGGAGCUGCCGCUGGGAACCUAA